This is a messenger RNA of Penicillium cataractarum, 1233 nucleotides long. RefSeq lists its product as uncharacterized. The record is from RefSeq and is a predicted model, not a curated record. Lineage: Eukaryota; Fungi; Ascomycota; Eurotiomycetes; Eurotiales; Aspergillaceae. The coding region runs from base 1 to 1233 and encodes 410 amino acids. Gene Ontology annotation, molecular function: catalytic activity; pyridoxal phosphate binding. The transcript has 3 exons. Gene Ontology annotation, biological process: biosynthetic process.
AUGGUGAAACUAGAGACGUUCGCAGUCGAGCAGUGGAUGGACAAGUAUGAGACGACUGCCAAAUACAAUACCGCCGAGACCUGCUGCGCAUCCAUUUCCAUUGACGACCUCCGCGAGCUCUCCGAGGACAAGGACGUCAACCCAUUGACCGCACUGCAGUCGACUAAGCUCACAUACGGAGCCAUCCGAGGCUCUGAUAAGCUGCGGGGGACACUUAGCAACCUCUACUCGGUGAAAACUCCAGGUUUGGUCCCAAAGGACAAUAUUUUGAUCACGGGAGGUGCCAUUCAGGCCAAUUUCUUGUUGCUGUAUACUCUCGUUGGGCCUGGUGACCAUGUUAUCUGCCACUACCCUACAUACCAGCAGCUUUACUCGGUCCCUGAAUCGCUGGGGGCUGAAGUUAGCUUGUGGAAGUCUAAGGAGGCUAAUGACUGGCAACUGGAUAUCGAGGAGCUAAAGAGCCUCAUUCGCCCGAACACCAAGUUGAUCAUCAUCAACAACCCUCAGAACCCGACAGGUGCCAUUAUCCCCCGCGACACGCUCCAGAGUCUCGUUGAAAUUGCCCGCGAGUCUUCGAUUACCCUCUUCGCCGAUGAGGUUUACCGUCCUCUUUUCCACAACAUCAGCCCCAUGGACUCCCAAUUCCCCCCAUCUCUUCUUUCCUUCGGCUACGAACACAGCGUGGUGACUGGGUCGGUUUCCAAAGCAUACAGUCUAGCCGGUCUUCGAGUGGGUUGGAUUGCAUCUCUCAGUGAAACCAUCAUCGAAGCUUGUGCCAACUCUCGCGAUUACACUACUAUCUCUGUCGGUCAAAUCGAUGACGCAGUUGCUAGCUUUGCGCUUGCCCCGGAGUGCAUCCAUAACCUCUUGAAGCGCAAUAUCGAGCUGGCACGGACGAAUCUCGCAAUUCUGGAGAAGUUCAUUGAAUCUCAUCGCUGGGCGUGUGACUGGAUCAAGCCCCGCGCGGGUACCACGGCAUUUGUCCGUUUCAAUAAGAUGGGCAAGCCAGUGAAUGAUGUCGUUUUCUGUGAGAUGCUUCAAGAGGGGAAGGGCGUGAUGUUUGUGCCGGGUAGCCUUUGUUUCGGAGGAGGCGAGGACUUCAAGGGAUAUGUUCGCGUAGGAUAUGCCUGCGAGACCGAAGUAUUGGAGAAGGGUCUCGAGGCACUCCGGGAAUUCAUGGAAGAUGAUUAUGAUGAAGUCCCUGCAUUGAAGAAGGCUAAGGCAGCCCAAUAG